Messenger RNA from Trichosurus vulpecula (common brushtail), 4611 nucleotides. RefSeq names its product mitogen-activated protein kinase kinase kinase 19 (gene MAP3K19). The transcript is spliced from 13 exons. Gene Ontology annotation, biological process: protein phosphorylation. The record is from RefSeq and is a predicted model, not a curated record. Bases 1 to 4611 code for a protein of 1536 amino acids. Gene Ontology annotation, molecular function: protein kinase activity; protein binding; ATP binding. Lineage: Eukaryota; Metazoa; Chordata; Mammalia; Diprotodontia; Phalangeridae.
AUGAAUAAAAAUAAACUGAUUCAUGAUUUCCUGGAUGGUGUUUCAAGAGGUGAUGUGGAACUCAUCAGCAGCCAUAUUUCUAAAGUUCAUUCCAUUCUUGGAAACUUAGACUUUCAGCACCCCACAACUGGGAAUACAGCUCUCAUUACUGCUGCAGAAAGAAAUUUAAAAGAGGUUAUUGAAUUUCUUUUGGAAAAGGGAGCAGAUGUAACACUCUGCAACUACUGUAAUCAGACAGCUGUCCAUGUAGCUAAUAAUGCUGUCCAAAGGCAACUUCUCCUGGCCAUCAAUGGUACCCGUGCUCCUCAUUUACGAUUGCUACAAACUUCCUGGCAAGGUGAUCUUCAGCAACUUCAGCACUUGCUGGCAUCAGAAAAAUCCUUGGAUAUAAAUUUCCCAAAUCAACAUGGGUUGACUCCUCUGAUGCUGGCAGUGAGAGAUGUUGACCUCUUCGAAAGCCUUGAUAUGUUAACAGAGUACAGGCCCGUUGAACUUCUUUCAGAACUUCUCAAGCAUAAUGCAGAUCCCAAGCUCUGUGAUGUUAAUGGAAAAUCAGCAAUGCAUUAUGUAUCACAAAUAAAAAGUUCAAAGAAGCAGCAAUUACUGGACAUACUGACGAAUUCUUUACCCAAACCAGAAAGACAUCCUGAAUCCUUGCUUGACGUUUAUUACGAUGCAGAUCCUUCUGAAUCUGAAAUGCUGUUGACUGCCAAAAGCCAUACCAUUGUCUUGGGAAGCAUUAGCAGCAGUGAGGAGUCUGACCAAGAUGAAGAUUUUAGUUAUUCUACAUGGACCAGUGAAGAUGAAAGCCCAUGUGAGGAUGUACAGGAUUAUGGGAAUAAGACAAAAGGUGAUGAAAGUAUUAUUACUUUUCAAAGAGAAGACAGCAGUCCCCAAGAAAUGAGCCAAAUUGACAAUGAUUUUGAAGCACACAAUCAGACAACAUCAGUGCUCAGAAAGUGGGCAAGUGAGUGCUCUAUUUCUCUUCCAAAUGAAACUGAGAUGGUGGAAUUCAAAAUGAGGCAACAGACUAUGUUACCUUUCCUUCUCAAGAAAGAGGAAAACUUGAAACAGCUGCAUGGUGGUGACUCUGGUUUUCUGGUGCCAAGACAUUGUUCAGAGCCUAAUGUUUCCAAGUCUGUAAUGGGUAAGAAUACCUUCCAGUUUAUGAAGGCACAGCUUCAACACACUAAAGCUAAUGGUUUUACCAUGCCUGCUAUCAAACUCAGUAGCCAAAGAACUGAGUUUCCCUUACCACAACUAUCAUUCUUUCCUACUGGGUCAAGUCAACUUGUUCUUCUAGAAAAUAACAAGCUUCUUAAAAAGACAGAAAGACAUAUUACAAGCACCACAUGUCCUAUGCCUGGUCUCAUAGAACCCACCAAUCAAUCUGAUGGCUUUCAGUUAUCAAAUAGAUUGCAACAAACCCAGUCUAAAGUGUUUGUGGACCAUAGUCUCAGAACAUCUGACAGUUACAAUUCCAUUUGGUCUAGAAAUAUGUGCUCUUUUCAGAAGGAUCAUUGGCAUUCAUUAGGUGAGGGCUUAGAAAGGGAAGGAAAUCUAAAACGCAGGAAAGCUGAAGAUGGUGUCCAACUUGAAGACUCUCACUUUGAAAAAGGUCCAUUGUGGACAUCCAUUGAGAAUGAGGACAUUUUAAAAGAAGACAACAUUUCCAAAAACAAAGAGUUUGAUCCCCAUGAUGGUAGAAUAAAAGAUACUGAAGAGGGAAAUACUCAUUGUACAACAUCAAGAAGUCAAUAUAGCUUAAGGAGUAGGGACCAUGAACAAGAUCAAGGAAUGAUACACACCACUCAGAUCAAGCUCCAAGAAGUUAACCCUUCAGCAAUGACACAAUGCCAGAGUGAAGGUUCUGGAUAUGAGCUUCCCAAUCUGAAGGGUACAUCAGGGCAUGCAGAUGAGACAAGUGAGCAAAAUCAUAUUUCAGAACUUGUCUUUACAACCAUUCCCAUUGUUAUCACUCCUGACUCUACAGCAGAACUAUCCAAAAGCCACAUAGGCAGAGAGACAUCCACAAAAGGAGCAGGAUCAGAAACAAUGGGGACAGAAAUGAGUGAAAUGGUACCUCUGGUCUGCAUUACUUUUCCUGGAAAUGAAUGCCCCAGGGAACCAGCCAUGGCCAAACAGGGUCUCUCAAAGAGAAAAAGUACUGUUCAUAGCAAUAGCAACACCUUCCAUAGACUUGCUCAUCAAGAAAAUGACAACCGCAGGAUGAAGACCUAUAGGAAGAAACUGGAUUCAAAGACAAAGAUGAAUAGCAGGAUGUCUCAGAACCCCCCAAUUUCUAUCGAGGGUUCCAUCAAACCUACUGUUCAGAAAGCAAGCAUGAAAAGGCUUGAUGAGUCCAAGUCCAGGCAAUCAACCAAACUUCAAAAGAGAGGGCCACACACAGAGGAGAAACCAUUAGACCUCCAUGCUUUGAAACCCCAAAGGCAAUCAUUUCCCUGUAUCUACAAAAAUUCUGAGCCAAAAAAGACUACUGCUCCUGUUUCUGUUCUUCCAGCAAAGUCAAAAUUUAAUUUUUUGGACCUGAAAUAUAGUGAUAUGUUCAAGGAAAUCAAUUCGAGUGACAAAGGACCAGGAAUUUAUGAAAUGUUUGGGACUCCUGUAUAUUGUCAUGUCAGAGAAGCUGGGCGUCAGGAAAACAAAUUCUACAGGGAAACAAGUUCUGCUCCAGCUGGAAGAUGUCUUUCAAACAAAUGUCAUUCCACACAUAAUGAAAGAAAUGGCAAUGGCCGAGUAAGGAUUUCCCAGAAAAAGGGACAUACAAAACUUCCAAAGAGUUCUCUUGGCAUUAAACAAAAGCACAAAAGUUUAAUUUCAAAAGAAAAAACCCCAAAGUCAACAGCAGGUGUCAUAGAAAAUAUGGAAAAUAAUGUAAUUUCAGAACCUGAUUGGCAUAUGAAAUCUUCAGGAAAUACCUCUCCUUCUCAAAAAGAUGGAAUGCAGCUCCUUAAUUCCAUUCAGUCUCCAGAGGACCUUGCUGGAUACCAAACCCAGAAUGAACCCACCCUUAGCUCCGAUUUGUCUAGUAUGGAAAAAGUUUCUGUGGAACAAUCCUUAAAUGACGAAGGUCAUUCCCCCAGUGAGAUACUUGCCACAAGCCUCAGAGAUCUACAUGAGCUUGAAGGGAAGCAUCAGACCAAUUCUGUAACUUCAGUUAAUAUCUGGUUAAAGCCAAGUCAGGAGAAUGCCAUUGAGUCCAUAUUACAAGAAAGAUUUGAUAUGGAGACUCUUGGAAAUCUGAAAGUCAGCCAGACUUUUUCUGAGACCCCAAGUGCUGACAGAAUCUCCAGUGAACUUCAAGCACUGAGUGCGUUGUCUUUCCCAGAGAGAUCAAAAAGUGCAUCUUCCCAGGCAAGUCUAAGCCCAAACUGGACACAUUCGAUGGAAGACAGCAGUUUAGCAAAUAAGUCAAUUACAUAUGAGAAUGCUGAAAAAACUCUAAGUGUUACAAGCUCAAUUUCUAUGGAUACUCUGGACUCUGAAAAUAAUGAACAAGUGACGGAUGAAUUACUAGGUUGUCUAGCAGCAGAACUAUUAGCUCUUGAUGAGAAAGACACAAACUCCUGGCAAAUGGUGACAAAUGACACAAAUGCAGAAACACAAAACCCAACCAUCAAUGGAAGAGGAAAUACCUUCCAAGACCUUGACAAAGAAACAACAAGACUCAAAAUCCAGAAGUACAGUAACAAUUUCUGGCUCUCUGACAAAGAAAAGCCUUUCUUCAGUUUGAAUGAAAAGCCUUUUUCUGAAAACAGUUUAAAGCAUGAAGAGCCUAUUCUAUGGACCAAAGGUGAAAUCCUUGGGAAGGGCGCAUAUGGCACGGUAUACUGUGGUCUUACAAGUCAGGGCCAACUUAUAGCUGUCAAACAAGUGGCUUUGGAUACCUCUGAUCAAGUAGCCAAUGAGAGAGAAUAUCGGAAACUUCAAGAAGAAGUGGACUUGCUCAAGGAACUGAAACAUGUCAAUAUUGUGGCCUACUUGGGAACAUGCUUGGAAAAGAACCUUGUAAGUAUUUUCAUGGAGUUUGUUCCCGGUGGCUCCAUUUCCAGUAUUAUAAACCGUUUUGGGCCCUUGCCUGAGAUGGUGCUCUCCAAAUACACCAAGCAAAUUCUCCAAGGUGUAGCCUAUUUGCAUGAGAACUGUGUGGUGCACAGAGACAUCAAAGGGAAUAAUGUUAUGCUCAUGCCGACUGGAAUAAUAAAGCUGAUUGACUUUGGAUGUGCCAGGCGUUUAGCCUAUGUGAGCUUAACAGGCACUCAUAGUGACAUGCUUAAAUCUAUGCAUGGGACACCAUAUUGGAUGGCACCCGAAGUCAUCAACGAAUCCGGCUAUGGAAGGAAGUCAGACGUCUGGAGCAUUGGCUGCACUGUAUUUGAGAUGGCCACGGGGAAACCACCGUUAGCUUCUAUGGACAGGAUGGCAGCAAUGUUUUACAUUGGGACUCAUAGAGGGCUAAUGCCUUCUUUACCAGAUCACUUUUCAGAAAAUGCAGCAGACUUUGUACGUGUCUGUUUAACCAGGGAUCAGCAUGAUCGGCCAUCUGCUCUGCAGCUCCUGAAGCACUCUUUCCUUCAGAGGAGUCACUGA